This is a messenger RNA of Prunus armeniaca (apricot), 381 nucleotides long. NCBI's taxonomy places the organism in Eukaryota, Viridiplantae, Streptophyta, Magnoliopsida, Rosales, Rosaceae. The record is from the annotation of a GenBank genome assembly.
AUGAUCCGACUGAAUGUACCUCUUGACAAGCAAGAUUGUCGUCAAUGGGUCAGGAGAAAUUUACAAGCAAGAGGGGCUAGACCUUUUGAAUUCACCCAGACAGCUCCACCUUACAAUCCCUCUAACUCUGUCCCGAGCGGUACCUUUCCUGAAUACACUCGGAAUCCUCAGACAGAAUCUCUUUUGCAGUUUCUGGAACUUCCUUACCUUCUUGAUAACACGUCAGAAUCAUCACAAGUACCCAGGAGUCCUCUUCCAUUGAUCCGUACAGGUUCUCUUGAAGAAAACAGUGAAGACAUUCCCAUUGAUGAUGUGGAUGAUGUGGAUGAGUUGGAAGAACUUGCUGAAGAUGCGGUGGAUGCUAAAACUGAAAAUAUUUGA